AAGGGGGCUAAAGACCCCGUCCGCUGCCCAGCGUGACUCGCGUGACCGUGGGGGCUACGACUUAGAGGGACAUUUUCCUCCACUCCUUGCUGGGGAAGGAGGAUUCGCAGAGGAAGCCCCAGCAGACUCGGUCCUCCUCGGAGCCCGUCUUGGGGCGCACUCCCUGCCCGACCCGCCGGACUCCACCAUCCGCAUCUUCGCCUCGGACGCGCGCGAGGAACUACUUGAGGAAAAGUCGGCGCGGGCCAAUCAAGGCUGGCCGUUCAGGAUGCUCUUGCUGCAUUGCUUCAUGCCCUACCUCCUACUGCUGCUGCCCUCGACAUCCUGGACACAGAAGCUGCCCACUAGAGAUGAAGAACUUUUUCAGAUGCAGAUUCAGGACAAAACCUUUUUCCACGACUCAUCAGUAAUACCAGAUGGAGCUGAAAUUAGCAGCUAUCUCUUUAGAGAAACGCCUAAAAGGUUUUUCUUUGUGGUUGAAGAAGAUAACACACCCUUAGCAGUUACAGUAACUCCUUGUGAUGCACCUUUGGAAUGGAAGCUGAGUUUGCAGGAGCUCCCAGAAGAGUCCAGUGGAGAAGGCUCAGGUGAGCUAGAGCCACUUGAACAGCAGAGACAACAGAUUAUAAGUGAAGAAGGCACAGAGCUGUUCUCAUAUAGAGGAAAUGAUGUUGAAUAUUUUGUAUCCUCUAGUUCACCCUCUGGCUUAUACCAAUUAGAACUCCUGUCAACAGAGAAAGAUACCCACUUUAAAGUAUACGCUACUACAACUCCAGAGUCAGAUCAACCAUAUCCUGAAUUACCUUAUGAUCCAAGAGUUGAUGUCACUUCUCUUGGUCGCACAACUGUCACAUUGGCAUGGAAACCAAGCCCUACAGCCUCAUUACUGAAACAGCCAAUGCAAUACUGUGUGGUCAUUAAUAAAGAACACAAUUUCAAAAGCCUCUGUGCUGUUGAAGCUAAACAGAGUGCUGAUGAUGCCUUCAUGAUGGCCCCCAAACCUGGCCUGGACUUCAGUCCCUUUGACUUUGCACAUUUUGGAUUUUCUUCCAACAGCAACUCUGGCAAAGAGCGCAGCUUCUUAAAAUCAUCAUCAAAGUUUGGGCGGCAUAUCUAUUCAAAGCCUAGGGUUGACCUGGAAAAGAUAUGCAUUGGGAACAAGAACAUCUUCACGGUGUCUGAACUGAAACCUGAUACACAGUACUACUUUGACAUAUUUGCUGUAAAUACCAACACAAAUAUGAGUACUGCCUACGUUGGUACUUUUGCAAGAACCAAAGAGGAGGCCAAACAGAAGACAGUUGAUCUCAAAGAUGGGAAAGUUACAGAUGUGUUCAUAAAGAGGAAGGGCUCUAAAUUUUUGCGUUUUGCUCCUGCUUCAUCCCACCAAAAAGUUACUUUUUUUGUUCAUUCAUGCCUUGAUGCUGUGCAGAUCCAAGUCAGAAGAGAUAGAAAACUUAUCUUGUCUCAGAACGUCGAAGGAGUCCGUCAGUUCCAACUUAGGGGAAAGCCAAAAGCUAAAUACCUCAUUCGACUGAAAGGAAAUAAGAAAGGAGCCUCAAUGUUGAAGAUUUUGGCUACCACAAGGCCUAAUAAGCAAUCAUUUCCAUCUCUUCCUGAAGACACAAGAAUCAAAGCAUUUGAUAAACUUCGCACUUGCUCUUCGGUCACAGUGGCAUGGCUAGGUACUCAAGAACGAAACAAAUUUUGCAUCUACAGAAAGGAAGUAGAUGACAAUUAUAAUGAAGAACAAAAGAAAAGAGAACAAAAUCAGUGCCUCGGGCCAGACUUGAGGAAAAAAUCAGAGAAAGUCCUAUGUAAAUAUUUUCACAGCCAGAACCUACAAAAAGCAGUGACCACAGAGACAAUUCAAGGUCUACAGCCUGGUAAAUCUUACCUUCUGGAUGUUUAUGUCAUAGGACAUGGAGGACAUUCUGUCAAAUAUCAGAGCAAAUUGGUGAAAACAAGGAAAUUCUGUUAGUGUCCUAUAUAAAAAUCAAUGGAACAUUGUCCCCCUUUAAGUAUUCAGAUUGACUACAUAUGCAGCUGAGGAGUUGUGAACUGUAUUGGUACUAUGUAGAGAAGUUAUUAACAUCUAUAUUUAUGUUUACAAAAGUAGUUGUCCGGAGGGACUGAGCCUGGUGCUCUUAAUUGAUUUUUGACAGUUGCAUUACCAUGCGUCUGGUGGUCCACAUUUGAAACUCCGUAGAUAUCCAAGGUAGCAGGAAAUAUUGAAGGAACUGUCCUUUUUUCUUUCUUUUUUGCUCCCAUAUUGCAUGAAGUGCUUCUAAAUUAUUUUAUUACUCAGACAGCUGAGAUACAUCAUUCAAGUACCUUGUUAUUUCUUAUGCAGAGAAACACAAACAAAACUCCCCACAACCUCUAUCUCUCCUUGUAUGUAAAUUAUUUUAUAAAGUCUUGUUUGAAGUGUCUAUGUUUCCAUGAUUGUAAACUAUUAAAUAUCUUCCCCUAUUAAAGCACAGAUCUAAACUAAGUAUUAACUGGACUGCCCAGAAGUCCAUUUUAUUCCUAAUGUAAAUUUCUAUCAGGUUAAUUUUAAAUGUUUAAAUACUGUAUGUAUUUCAUGUACAAAAUUGUCAGACGUUAUAUUCCUGUACAUAAAAUUAAAAUAUUAGAUUAUA
Molecule: messenger RNA, 2642 nt
Organism: Hemicordylus capensis (graceful crag lizard)
Lineage: Eukaryota; Metazoa; Chordata; Lepidosauria; Squamata; Cordylidae
Gene: NDNF
Product: neuron derived neurotrophic factor
Exons: 4
Coding region: 269-1981 (570 amino acids)
Biological process (GO): extracellular matrix organization
Molecular function (GO): protein binding
Source: RefSeq, a predicted model, not a curated record